UGGUGAACUAGAUCUUGGAUGUUCGAGUCAGUGUUUGGAUUAUCUGUAAAAUGCUUAGAUUGGAUUCGACUCCGCUUGGUAACAACUCGGUUCGAUUUCAACAAAUUCGGAUACCUGGAGAUGGAAGGUGUUUGUUCCGGUCCGUAGUUCAUGGAGCUUGCCUCAGAUCAGGGAAACCAUCCCCAACCGAGAGUCUCGAGAAAGAACUUGCAGAUGAGCUUAGAGCUAAAGUAGCGGAUGAAUUUAUUAAGAGACGCAAGGACACUGAAUGGUUUCUUGAAGACGACUUCGACACGUAUGUUGGACGGAUGAGACAGCCCCAUGUUUGGGGAGGGGAGCCUGAGCUGCUCAUGUCCUCGCAUGUAUUACGGAUGCCAAUCUCAGUUUACAUGCGAGGCGGAAAUUCUGGUAGCCUGAAGAUCAUAGCUGAAUAUGGUCAAGAGUAUGGCAAAGAAAAUCCCAUAUGUGUUCUGUAUCAUGGUUAUGGGCACUAUGAUGCAUUGCAGAGUCAGACUAACAAUGGACAAUCCAAGCAGAGCAAAACAAGAUGAAGAAAAUUGUUUCAUUGUCUAACAAUGUUAAUAUAAUCCUCUUCUGAUGUAUCAAUAUCUGAUUAUUCCUUUUUUUUCUUCUAAUGAUUUCAUUUCACUACACAACUACUUGUACAAAUUCAGAUCAUCAAUACCAAUAUAUAUAAAGAAAAAACUGGAUCAGUUUGGUUUUCUUCUAUUUGAAUUGAAUUUGUAAUAAUGUAACUUUUAAACUCGUACUGUUCAUUUUAUUUCUAUUUCCAAACCGAGUUGAACAACUGAAU
Molecule: messenger RNA, 814 nt
Organism: Mercurialis annua (annual mercury)
Lineage: Eukaryota; Viridiplantae; Streptophyta; Magnoliopsida; Malpighiales; Euphorbiaceae
Product: OVARIAN TUMOR DOMAIN-containing deubiquitinating enzyme 4-like
Exons: 6
Coding region: 51-551 (166 amino acids)
Biological process (GO): protein deubiquitination; endoplasmic reticulum unfolded protein response
Cellular component (GO): cytosol; nucleus
Molecular function (GO): cysteine-type deubiquitinase activity
Source: RefSeq, a predicted model, not a curated record